CUUGCGUGUCUUGUGUCAAUAUCGUUGAGAGGAAGGAAGAAGAUGGGAGCUUUUGCUGUUCAUUUAAAUCUGUGCCAUGUUAUUGAGCAAAAAUUAAACAUAUCAUGAAGUGAAGAAGACAAAACCAGCAGCCAUGUUUUCCCUCAGGCGUGCGAUAAUACGAAACUUUGGGGGAUGGAAGUAUUUUAUCAUGUGGAUCGUGGCGCUCUCAGUGGCUAUCUACCUCAUUGACAGCUAUUUGAUGCCAAGCAGACCCGUCUCCAAGCUACUGAAAGAUGCUUCCGCCACUCCUGGCACUGUGCAUGUGUUGAAAACAGGGGCCGCCCCCUUACAAAGUGUCCCCACUGCUGUCCUUAAAGUAGACAAACCCAAAGAGGGUCCCAAAUCUACCCCUGCCCCCAAGGCCAGACCACCAGAGGAACCCGCCAAACUGGAGCACCAUGAUAAUGCUCCUAAGAAAGAAUUGAAGUUGGUCUCCAAGUGCCACUUACGGACCCCCUGCGAGGCUGGAAAGUUCUCGUUUUACAUCGGGUCAGGCCACGGGAAGGAAGACAGCGGGGAGCAGCCAGUGAUCUGUAUCGAGGAUAAUUUUGUCAUUAACAGAGAGAAUAAGAAGGGGACGCGUGGCUUGACAGUGGUGGUGGUGGACAGUAAUACGUGGCAUGGCUGGCUGGCACAGCUGUGGGGAGACAGUGAGAUGUUGGUUCCAGAGGUGUCCAGGGUGUUCAGGCAGCAAUAUGAAGGGUCAGCAGAAGAUGCAGAACUUAUGCAAGCUCUAUUUAAUAAACCUAGACUCACUAACUUAGAUGCUAAUGUCAAGGUCAAAGGUCACGAAGCACUUACAAAGGACCAAUACGAGCAGUUGUUACAAAAUCUUAUCAAGACAGCUGAGUUUGUAGAGGGCAGCACUGUGACAGACUGCCUGAAUGCCAAGUCAGAUUCUGUCAAGUUACCUGAUACCUCAAAGGGUAGCUAUGUACUGGUCUACCACCAGAGCAGUGCUACAGACUACCAAACACUGCAGGUGCUGGCCAAGUGUUUUCACCUGUUCUGGUACCCCAAGGCAAGCCCCAGGGGUCUACACAAGGGGGUGUUGAGGUUCAGCAAUAAGGGGAAGCCGGUACUCCUGGUGGGAUCUGAGGGCCCGUAUAGAUCAUUGAUCCCAACCACUUAUAAACUCAUCAAGGCACCGUGAUAUAGCGGAGAAAGGGGGGAUGACACGCUGAUAAUGAAACUGAGAUCAGUCCAGAAAACUGAAAAUGAGAGAGAGAAGAGACAAGACUGAUUGGUGAUGAUUUGAGGGAGAUCUUUUUAUCAUUCCUUACUCAGGAACAGGUCACAUAUAAUUAACACAGGUCCACGUCAACUAGUCACUGCUGGGCUCAGAAUUGGCUGAUAGCAAUUUGUCCUGUUAUGACCAUAUCAUGUUUAAUCUGUUACAGCUAACAGUCAGAAAUGAAGGCAAUUAACAAGGUGGAAGGGUUUUGUGUAAGAGAGAAUCACCUGAUGAAUUGUAAUUAUACCGGUGUGAUGCUAGUCCAAAUAACAGCUUUGAAUGAUAUUUAGUAUCAUUGAGAGAAGGUUUAUUUUGAAUAUAUUCUACCUGUACUGAUUGAUGACUGUUUUGUACAUCCAGUCUGCUCAGCUGAUCACAUGGUUAAUACUGAACCAAGUGACCUAGUCUGCAGAAUGUGAUGAUGGUCUUUCUGUGGCAGUUAUUGGAAAAAGAUGUUAUUAAAAAGGUGUCUUGGGAUUUGGUGUCAUUGGAAUUGGUGAGAUAUUAACUGUCACAGUGGGAUGAAAAUGUUGACGUUCAUUGCAUGAAAUAGUAUUGGCCUGUUCAUUUGCUUGUACACACACACACUCACACACACACACACGUACACGCACACGCGUCAAGAGAAAGAGAGAGAGAGAACAUCAAAUCAUUAAAAAACUAUUUUGAUCACUGGAAGUGGUCUCAAAAUAUGUGUAACAAAGAUCACUUUAGAAAAUCAUUACUCCAACUAUCCUGAAAUGUCUUCAUUUGUCCCAGUCAGGAAAGAUAAUUGCUUUGCUUCUUAAAUCUCCCGAACAGUGAAACUGUAAUGUGAUCAGCAGUACUUAAUAGUACUGGACCACAGUGUUUAUCACAUCAGGGAGGUCUCACAGCAGUUGCCAUUCUAAAAUUGACUCUGCCAUAUGGUAAAAUUGACUCUCCGUUGUGGACUAAAAAGUCUUCCUAGAGUUGGACAGUGGAAAUAUUGCAGAGCAGUUACACGUAGUUAUAAAGUGUGUAUGUACAAUGUCAGCUUGCGAUUGCUUAGUAGUAUUAAGUAUAGGGACUGAUCUUAACAAUUGUGGUGUAAUAUUGCUAUAUAUCCAUGAAAGGAAGCUUGGGAAAUUGGGGUUAAAAUUAUGAGUUUUACUAUUGAAGAGAAAAAUAUGCUUUUUUUUAUUAAUAUUGCUUUUGUGAGAAACAUUAAUUGCAGCUUUGAAAAAAAUCAUGGAUCAGUUACCUUUUAAAGAUAAGCUUUCAUUUAUGUCAUAAACCUAAUGAUUAUUUCAUCAUGAACCUAAUAAUAAUGCUUAAAAGCAUUAGUAGCUUGCUGUGCAGAUCUAUAAGUGAUUUAAGCACAUAACAAACUCAUGAAGGCUAAAUGUUAAAAUGCAUGCUCACUCAUGGUAAAUCCGUCUCACGUCUAUUUAUAUAAUUACUUAAUGGCUUGAUAAUAUAGCAUAGUUUAUAGUUAUACCUGGUGCAGUUAGACUUGAACAUGUGCAACACCUUGUCUUUUGGUGGACAGGACAUGCUGUACUUAUUACCUGCACAUGUACUUUUUAUGUCAUUAAAUUUUAUAACCUUUAUCUUAGCAUAGGAACAUGGAGGCCCAAUCUUUAUUUUAUAUUGCACCAGGCAUGAUGAGUAUGCUAUGGUUGGUAGUAAAACAGAGACCUUGUGGAACAAAAUUUGCCUUCAGAAUAAAUGUUCCAAUGUAGUUGCUAAAUUCAGAUUGGGUCUCAUAUACCUGGACAUUACUUUAUAUUUUUUUAAUUUUUAGUACUGUGUGCAGGUAGUUAAAUGUGUUAUAAAUAAUAUGUUUCAGUAUAUUUAGAUCAUCUAUAUGUCACAUCUGUAAUUAUCAAUGAAAUCAGAAUUGUCAAUGAAAUCGCAAGGUCAUUUUUAGUUUUUGUGUUUUUUUUUUUUUUUUUUUUUUUUCGAUCGGGGAUGUUUUAUCCUCUCCAUAUUUACACAUGAUUUGUUUAGAGGUUAUGGAAAUACAGAAGACUUACUGAUGUAGUUGUUCCCAUAUUUUGAUAUUUGUAAUAUUUAUUGUAUAUCACAUGUGCAAAAAGAGCAGCAUAAAAUCUCAUUUAAAACUAAUUGUUUGCAAUAUAGACAAUGUUGUUACUUGAGAAAAUGGAAUUUAAACUGUAUUUAAAGAUUUAGGUACUUCUUUUUUUUUUAAAUCAAAUCUUUAAAGGAUCUGUAACGCAAACAUCAUGUUACAUUUAGUCGGAACUGGGCUUAAUAGAGGGCUUGUUGAUAUGCGGAAAAAUUUUAUACAAUACUUAUAUAUAUGUAGUUUUUGCCUGGCAUUGUCAAUGCUCACCCAGUCUUGUAAUAUUUGCAUGUACCGUAUUUUUUAAUUUUUUGGCGGUAGUGGUUUUUCAUUAGUUUAGGGGAUUUUGCUAGUAGGGUGCAUUUGCCAUGACUAAAUAGUCACAACUUGAUAAUUUGUCUUCAGGUGUUGGUACCGUGAAACAAUUUCAUUCAUUUCAUAAUUGUUGUAAAACGAGGUUGUGAUAUGUUUUUUGACAGCAAAUUGCGUUUCUUGUUGUUGUUGUGUUUUUAUAAUGUUUUAGCAAACAUAGUUUAAUUGGAAAUUUGUUACUUGGUUUUCAUUAUAUCAAAGUGAAGUAUUGACAUGAUGCUGCAGAAAAGUGGGUAUUUUGGUGUAAAUUGGAAGUCUGUAACAAGAUGAUGAUUUGUUUGAAAUGACCUCGUCUUGGGUGUCAGGUCUUUUAGGCCAGUCAAAGUUGAUCAGUUGGUUAACUAGGGGUUCCUCAGAAUAUAUUCACGAAGCUUGUUAACAUUCUUUUUUUUUUUUUUUUUU
Messenger RNA from Lingula anatina, 4097 nucleotides. RefSeq names its product protein O-linked-mannose beta-1,2-N-acetylglucosaminyltransferase 1. Lineage: Eukaryota; Metazoa; Brachiopoda; Lingulata; Lingulida; Lingulidae. Gene Ontology annotation, cellular component: Golgi membrane. The record is from RefSeq and is a predicted model, not a curated record. Gene Ontology annotation, molecular function: beta-1,3-galactosyl-O-glycosyl-glycoprotein beta-1,3-N-acetylglucosaminyltransferase activity. Gene Ontology annotation, biological process: protein O-linked glycosylation via N-acetylgalactosamine.